CUGGUGGCGAUUCUGAGCCGUGGUUUGACCCAGGUGUCAACCGCUGCUGUAGUUCAUCUGAGGACCUAGGAGAAGACAUGUUCAAGUCCCACUGCCCAGCACCAAACUCGACACUGCAGCGCUUCACGAGAUGUCAGACAGAUCCUUUCUGGCCUCUGGGAACAGGCAUAGCUCGUGGCUUCCUGGCUGCUUUUGACACCGCUUGGAUGGUGAGAAGCUGGGGAAUGAGAGUCCCACACCUCAAGGUCCUGGCUGAGCGAGAAAGCGUUUACCAGCUCCUGUCGCAGACCACGCCGGAAAACACCAGCAAAAACUACGCUGGGUACAGCAUCAACCCCAAAACACGUUACCAGAGGAUCAACCUCUCCUCCAUCCACGCCGGCCAGGUGCAGCACCUUUACGAUGUGGAUAAAUCCCAACCAUCGAGCAAGAAGCAGAUGGACAAGUCUUCUUUCAUGCGUCACGAUUCAAUCCACGGUUUUGAGGAGUUGUUGAAAUGGUGCCAGACUCACACGGCCGGUUAUGAGCACGUGAAGGUGAAAGAUUUCACUCAGUCCUGGAGGUCCGGCCUGGCUCUGUGCGCUCUCAUCCAUCACUUCAGACCCGAGCUCAUUGACAUGAGCUCCCUGGAUGAGUCCAGAGCUGCUCACAACAACCAGCUGGCCUGCAGCGUCCUGGAGAGGGAGCUGGGCGUCCCUCCCGUCAUGUCUGCCAGCGACUUGGCCAACAGCAGUCAGAUAGACAAGUUAUCCAUGGUGCUCUACCUCACCCAGGUGAAGAACGCCUUCACCGUGCCAGCGAAGGAUAAAACUCUGGACCCCGCACGCUUCCUGCCGUCUUCCAAAUCUCUGAGUCUCUCCCGGACGCAGUCGGCCGUCUUUUUCCUGAGCAAGCUGAAGCACAACUCUCUGCAAAGACGCAAGGAGAAGCUGGCAGCAGACAAACCAACAAGAGAGAGCAACAGAAGGAUGGGAGAUGAGGACAGUACGUUGGUGCCUGCCGUGUCCCCUGAGCUCAGUCCCACGCCUGCUCCCGCUCCUGCUCCCGAGCCUGGUGCCGGUGUGUCGAUGACGAACAGUGACGAGUGUUACUUCUGUGGUCAAAGGGUUUACGUGCUGGAGCGCAUCAGUGCCGAGGGCAAGUUCUUCCACCGGAGCUGCUUCACCUGCCACCAGUGCAGCAUCACCCUCCGACUGGGGGGGUACACCUUCGACCAGGCUACAGGGAGGUUUUACUGUGAGCUGCACGCUGAAGAUCUGGAGCUGGUGAACGGGGCUGAACCAUCUUGUAAGGACAGCAAAGGAGUGGACAAGGGGACAAACGAUGAGAACGGUCUUUCCAGCGAUGAUUACACGCUGUCUCCAUCGGACGAGGAGUAUGAGCACACGUUGGACUGUGUCCCCUCUUCACGUGCAGCGUCGCACAUCUGUGAUGGGCAGGAGCAGCACAAACAUGAAUCCAAAGAAGAGUCCGGAGAAACUCCCACGGAUCCUCCAUCUAAAGCCCAGGUAGCAGCUCCCGCCGAGGAGGAGUCAGAGGAGCGUCCGCCCGCUGCGCCCUGCCCCGUCCCCAAGCCCCGCCUCUCUCAGCAGACCACCCCGCAGCCCUCCCCUCCAAUAGCGAAGCCUCGCACAGUCCACCUUUUAAACCCCUCAACUCCACAGAAUCCCCCGUCUGCGCCCCCUGUGAAGGAGACCUCUAAGGCCGCACCCGACUUCCGACCGAAACAAUCGCUGCGGAAGCUGCAGCUCACCGACGAGGAGAAAAGCCUGCUGGUGAAUCUUCAAAGUUUUAGCGCAGACUCAGACUCUGAGACCCCCGGAGGAUCCUCCUCCUGCUCCUCUUCCUCAGCGACGGCAGGAGGUCCGAGCCCUCCCAAACCAGGGGGCCUGGACGGGCAGGAAGAGGAGGGCUACUGGAGCAGCAGCACCACCGGCCACAUGCGGGAGAAGAGGAAUCGCCGCUGCUUCAAGAGGAAAGAGAUGCCGGGAAGCGGCCAGAACAGAGUACGAUCAAAGUUUUCCCCCUGGAAUCUCUCUUCCCCGAGGAUCAGCAGAGACACCCGGCUCAGUGUCCUCGUUAAUCAUCCAGGGAGAGCGGAAACAACAUUCAGACACGUGCACAGCACCUCAGAGGAGGGAGCCGAUGGAGAUGACGAUGACGAGGACGAGGACGACAUGUUUGAACGAGACGACAUCGACCUGUAUGAUGAGAAGACUCUGCCGUCGGACCCCGUCGAGGCCGAGAAGCUGGAGUUGAGGAAGAUGAGGACGCUGGAUCGACGAGCCAAGAUGAGCGAAUUGCAGCGAUUGCGCAACGCACAGUCCAUCCAGAGGAGACUGGAGGAGAUCGAGGUGACCUUCAAGGAUCUGGAGGAUAAAGGUGUCGUGCUGGAGAGGACUCUGAGAGGCGAGGCUGGCAGCAGCGGCUCUCCCGACAUGAUCGAGCAUUGGAUCCAACUCGUGCACGAGAAGAACGCGCUGGUGUCUGAGGAGUCUGACCUCAUGGUGGCGUCUCGACAGCUGGAGCUGGAGGACAAGCAGAGCAUGUUGGAGUUGGAGCUCAGGAAGUUCAUGGAGCUGAAUGACAAGACGCCGGAGCUGGAGGCGGAGGAGGAGCGAGUCCUGCAGCAGAUGAUCGAGGUGGUGGACAUGAGGGACUCUCUGGUGUCGUUUCUGGAAGAGAAGAGGCUGAAGGAGAUGAGCGAGGAGCAGGAGGCCUUCUCCAUUAUGGAGGCCAGGCGGCACUCGAAGGCAGGAGCUCAGGUUCACUGGGCAUAGGACUUCCACAUGCACACGCACACACUCAUAUACACACACACACACACACACACAAACACACACGUGCACAUGCAGCAUGGACCUGUGUGUACGCGGAAGUAGACGCACUCUUAUCUGCUGACUUUAAACCUGAGAUUAAACUUUUGCAAAGCCAAAGAUGCUGCAGAAUCGUUAGCGGACAGUAACCGACCACAGGCGCUUCCAUGGCGAUGAGGAUAAAAUCUUCAGGCCUCACAGGGACGAAGGCUGAAUGAGAACACUCCGGCCCCUAGAGGGAGACAUAACCCUGGAGAUCUGAGAAAGUCCACACGCAGCUCUGCAGCUCAGCCCCCCCACCCCCCACCCCCCGCCGCCAGCUUUGACGGCAGAGUCACAGCAACACAACACGUAGGGAGAAGGAUGUUUAGUUUCUGCUGCACUGGUGAACAAACCUCCACGCAGCAGGUAAUCGUUACCAAGCCGCGGGCCUGGCCUGGUUUAGGUGUCGCAGACAUGUGACUCGAGCAGCGUAGAAUUACAUCGGUGGAGAAACCUGCGGUGCCUGAGAGCCUGAUCUGUAAAACACAGGGUUACUGGGGUUUUUAAAACAAUGUGAUGUUCCUGUACUGUUGUAAACACAGAUAUAAUAUACAGUACAUAUCAUACUUCUAUUAUUAUUUGGUAUAUUGAAUAGAAAUAUGAUUAAGGUUAAAAAAAAAAAAAAAA
This is a messenger RNA of Paralichthys olivaceus (Japanese flounder), 3485 nucleotides long. The record is from RefSeq and is a predicted model, not a curated record. Lineage: Eukaryota; Metazoa; Chordata; Actinopteri; Pleuronectiformes; Paralichthyidae.